AAGCUGCUGUGGACAGUGGGGUUGUCAGCUCUCACUAAGCGCGACAGGCCUCCUGCCUAAAGACUCUGGCCUUGCGUGCCUCAGUCCUUAGCAGGGGUGCCACCCCGCCUUGCUGGGGCCGAGGCGGAGGGUUCUGUCUCCCUCUGGGGUUCCAGCUGGUGAAAUGCACAGAAAGGCGCCGCUGUUUCCGGAGGCGAGGACGAGGGGCCUGGUCCCGGGCACGUGGGUUUCGGUGGAGCGCGGGGCGUCCCGCUGCAGGCGCCGGCCGAGAUGGGCUCUCCGGCGGGCACCCUGGAUGCUAAGGCAGGACUCCGCUGUGAUAUCCCGUCAUGAGGGUGCUCCUGGAUGUGCUGGGGCUGGCCCUGGCCUGUGGCUUCAUUCACGCAACCCUGUCCAAGUCGGACGCCAAGAAGGCCGCCUCAAAAACACUGCUGGAGAAGACACAGCUUGCAGACAGGCCUGUGCAGGAGCGGGGCCUGGUGGUGACGGACGUCCGGGCUGAGGACGUGGUUCUGGAGUACCGCAGCUACUGCUCAGCCAGGGCCCGGGAGAGGCACUUCGACGGGGCUGUCCUGGGCUACGUCACCCCGUGGAACAGCCAUGGCUACGACGUUGCCAAGACGUUUGGGAGCAAGUUCACGCAGGUGUCGCCUGUCUGGCUGCAGCUGAAGAGGCGUGGCCGGGAGAUGUUUGAGAUCACAGGUCUCCACGAUGUGGACCAAGGGUGGAUGCGAGCAGUCCGGAAGAAUGCCAAGGGCCUGCGCAUCAUGCCUCGGCUUUUGUUCGAGGACUGGACGUACGAUGACUUCAGAAGUGUCUUAGACAGUGAAGACGAGAUUGAAGAGCUCAGCAAGACCAUGGUCCAAGUUGCAAAGAACCAGCAUUUUGACGGCUUUGUGGUGGAGGUCUGGAGCCAGCUGUUCAGCCAGAAGCAGGCGGACCUGGUCCACAUGCUGACUCACAUCGCCGAGGCCCUGCACCAGACCCGGCUGCUGGUCGUGCUGGUCAUCCCACCCUCUGUCACCCCAGGGACCCACCAGGUGGGCAUGUUCACCCACAAGGAAUUGGAGCAGCUGGCCCCGGUGCUGGACGGCUUCAGCCUCAUGACCUAUGACUACUCCACGGCGCAGCAGCCCGGCCCCAAUGCACCUCUGUCCUGGGUCCGAGCCUGUGUCCAGGUCCUGGACCCCAAGUCCAAGUGGCGAAAUAAGAUCCUCCUGGGGCUGAACUUCUAUGGCAUGGACUACUCGGCCUCCAAGGACUCCCGGGAGCCUGUUGUUGGGACCAGGUACGUCCAGAUGCUGAAGGAGCACCGGCCGCAGCUCUUGUGGGACAGCCAGGCCUCGGAGCACGUCUUCGAGUACAAGAAGAGCCGUGGCGGGAGGCACAUUGUCUUCUACCCAACACUAAAGUCCAUUCAGGUGCGGCUGGACCUUGCCCAGGAGCUGGGUGUCGGGAUCUCCAUCUGGGAGCUGGGCCAGGGCCUAGACUACUUCUACGACUUGCUGUGAGCUGCACUGGGGCUCCACGUCCAGAGUGCACAGCGUGGAUCUAGACUCCUUUUCUAAGUUAAAGAGUGAUUGGAUGGCCACGUGAUGCCUACAUCUGUUCUGUCUGCCACAACACCUGCUGGGAGCAUGGUGGCAGCUCACACAGGGCUGCCCCAGGGACCCGGCCUCCUCGCCCGUGAGGCCCAGAGGGUGUCUGGCAUGGGCUUUUCCCACAUGCAGCCUGGGGUGGGGUGUGAGUUUUGUGAGAUGUCCGUGCCACACACACCAGGCUGUGGGGGCACACGGGCUCACAUCCCAGAUGCCCACAGCAGACUCGUGCAGAGCUCACCACCAAACCAGCCCAGCUAGGUGUGGGGCUGCCAUCGGGAACCGGGGUGCAGGGACCCCCACCCCACAGCAGAAGCAGUGGCUGGGGCGUGAGCAGGCCCUGGACCGGCCAACUGUGCCUUACGCUGAGCGUGGCCUUGGGGUAGGGGCAGGCGAGGCUCACUGGGCCACAUGUGUACCCUGUGACCACCA
This is a messenger RNA of Loxodonta africana (African savanna elephant), 2030 nucleotides long. RefSeq names its product chitinase domain containing 1 (gene CHID1). Gene Ontology annotation, biological process: carbohydrate metabolic process. The transcript has 13 exons. Gene Ontology annotation, cellular component: endomembrane system. The record is from RefSeq and is a predicted model, not a curated record. Bases 330 to 1511 code for a protein of 393 amino acids. Lineage: Eukaryota; Metazoa; Chordata; Mammalia; Proboscidea; Elephantidae. Gene Ontology annotation, molecular function: oligosaccharide binding; chitin binding.